This is a messenger RNA of Racocetra persica, 131 nucleotides long. The record is from the annotation of a GenBank genome assembly. Lineage: Eukaryota; Fungi; Glomeromycota; Glomeromycetes; Diversisporales; Gigasporaceae.
AUCCAAGACUUGAUAUUGAUACUCCACAACAUUGUUGUCAAGAAUGUUUUAAGGAUUCUAAUUCUCCACCUACUAUUGGUGACAAUUCUGGAAUUAUGCGUUGUAAUGAUGGUUGCAUACCUCCCUCCUAG